AUGACCCAAAUAAUCGAAAAUCUGUUAUCUGUUGAGGAAGCCAACUCAGCAUUGAAUGCUUUAAGACCGAAAGGUGGUGAAAUUCAGUAUGGACAAUAUUACGCUUUAACGAAUGAUCAUUCACUUGUUCGUCUUCCGCGAUUGAUGGCAUUUCAAGCAAGUGUUAACUCGUCUGGCGAUCUUCCCUGGUACAGAUGUACGAUGUCAUCUGUUCCUCAAAACAAAAUCGUUUACAUACCAUGGACAUCAACUGUUCAAAAACUUAAAAAAUUGGUAGAAGAAAUUGCGGGUGAAACUUGGAAUUUGGCUCACAUUAUUUAUUACAAAGAUGGAGAGGAAAGUAUGGGAAUGCAUAGUGAUACUAUGCUGGAUUUAGCACUUGGUUCUAAAAUCGCAGUUGUGAGUCUUGGAAGUAACAGACAAUUAGACUUGAUAAAAAAACAGACAAGUACAUCAAAUGGACCAUCACAAAUAAAAUUAGAUCUUCCUGGAAAUUCUCUCUUCUUAUUGGAUGAAGAAACCAACAAACAUUAUGUACAUGGCAUAAAAAAGCAAAAAAAGAACCAAGUCGAAGAUAGAGUUGCAAUUGUAUUCCGACACGUGGUAACGUAUAAGGCUGAAAAUGGCAAACUGUAUGGCAAUGGAUCAGCAUAUUUAACCAAACAAGAUAUGAUUCAACGAUACACAAAACUGAAGAUGUUUAAAUGUGGAUUUUCGUCAGUUGUACUACUCGCUCAUUAA
Molecule: messenger RNA, 741 nt
Organism: Didymodactylos carnosus
Lineage: Eukaryota; Metazoa; Rotifera; Eurotatoria; Philodinida; Philodinidae
Source: the annotation of a GenBank genome assembly